Molecule: messenger RNA, 4297 nt
Organism: Onthophagus taurus
Lineage: Eukaryota; Metazoa; Arthropoda; Insecta; Coleoptera; Scarabaeidae
Gene: c12.2
Product: von Willebrand factor A domain-containing protein c12.2
Cellular component (GO): cytoplasm
Molecular function (GO): ATP binding; ATP hydrolysis activity
Source: RefSeq, a predicted model, not a curated record
UAAUCUAAACAACGCCGUAUUGUUUUUGACGUAAAUAUAACCUUUGUAACCAAACUUGUUCGAAACUAUUUAAAUAAAAGUACAUUUAUCAAAAAUAGCUCAGUCCGUUUUUCUUUUUGCCAUGUUAUCAACGAGUACUGCUAAUAGACGUCUAAACGUCCUUUUUCGCAUUUUACAUCAUCACAGUAAUGGUGUCAAUCCAGGAUAUGUUAGAGCUUACUUAGCAAGUGAUUCUGUAACGAUAGGCGGAGUAACCAAAGAAAUUAAAAAAGAAAAUCAUCCCGAAUAUAUCCCGAGAAAUUAUUUCAAGGAUAAUUUAAGCCAAAGCACCUUACAUCAUUUACGAUGGAUGAUGCAAAAAGACAAUUUGGGGCAAGAUAUCUUUUUAAUUGGUCCUCCAGGGCCGAGAAGAAGGCAGUUAGCUAUGCAAUACUUAGAAAUGACUAACAGAGAACAUGAAUAUAUUGCUUUAAGUCGAGAUACCACUGAAGCGGAUAUAAAGCAACGAAGAGAAAUAGUUGGAGGUUCUGCAAAGUAUUUUGAUCAAAGCGCUGUUAGAGCUGCAGUUACUGGACGAAUUUUAAUUUUAGAGGGAAUUGAAAAAGCUGAAAGAAAUGUUUUACCAGUUUUAAAUAAUUUAUUAGAAAAUCGCGAGAUGCAUUUAGAAGAUGGAAGGUUAUUGAUACCAUCUCAUAGAUAUGAACAAUUAUUGAAAGGUUACACUAAAGAUCAAUUGGAUUCUUGGAAAUUAGUUAAAGUUGAUGAAAAUUUUAGAGUUAUAGCUUUAGGAUUACCAAUUCCAAAAUAUCGCGGAAAUCCUUUGGAUCCACCAUUAAGAUCCCGAUUUCAAGCAAGAGAUGUCACCAGUGAUACAUAUCAGGAAUGGCUUGGAGAAUUACAAACGAUCGCUCCCAACGUACCAAAAGAAAAACUAACUAACCUCCUCGAUGCGGCAUUCGUUUUAAUGACCAAAGAAGCAUCUAAUUUAGGUUUACCCGAUUUCCCCGUGGAUAACCUUCCAAUUGCCGCGAAAAUGUUGGAAAGAAACCCGGAAUUAUCAGUUUAUAACGUUUUUUAUCGACUUUAUCCGUAUCGCACCUUAUUAAAAGAUGGAAUCAAAUCGGUUGAAGAUCUUUUGGUGAUGUUAAAAGUUGGGGUUGAAACGAAACCGAAAAUAUCGUUACAAAACAUCGCUGAAAAAUUGGGGGGUUUAUUCAAACCGAAAGAAAUAAAAAAAUCGAAAAAUGGGAAUUACAUUGAAACUGAAAAUCAAAAUUUAUUGAUUCAUGAAAUGAUGCAGUCUUUUAUGGUGGGUGAUUUUUGUAUCGUUGGCCCUCGAGGUUGUGGAAAAAGUUUAUUGAUUAAUCAACUAGCGGAUAUGUUAGGAAAAGAAACGGAGUUGAUCGUUUUAUAUCAAGACAUGACAUCGAGGGAUUUAAUUCAACAAAGAACCACUUUGGAUAACGGGGAUACAAUUUGGAGGUUUUCGCCAUUAAUUACAGCAGCUUUAGAAGGAAAAAUCGCCGUUUUAGAUGGAAUCCAUCGAAUUCAUCCAAGCACAUUAUCCGUCUUACACAGACUAGUUCAUGAUCGCGAAAUUCAACUUCACGAUGGUAAACGUCUAAUUAACUAUGAGAAAUAUAAAUUUCUUCAAACCGAAUUUAAAUUAACCGAGGAUCAAUUACAAUCUAACGGAAUUUAUCCGAUUCACCCCGAUUUUAAAAUAAUCGCAAUCGGAGAACCCCCAAUUUUUCAAACGGGUGGAAAUUGGAUGUCACCGGAAGUUUUAAGUUUAUUUACAUUCCACGAAGCGAAACCUUUAUCAAAACUAGAAGAAAUGCACAUAAUAACAACUCAAUUUGGAGCGAUUUCGAAACCUUUACAUCAAAUAAUCGAAUUAGCUCACGUUUUACGUGAACAUCUAGACCCAACUUUAAGAAAUUUAUCAGGGCAUUUAUCUACAAGGCAAUUAUUAAGAAUCGCGUCGAGGAUGCAGAAAUAUUCAACCGAUGAUGCUUACGAAACUAUCGAAGCGACGUUUAUGAUGAAAUUUUUACCGAAUUUAACCCGAGACGCCUUAGAAAGAACAUUAAAUAAUUUAGGAAUUAGAAAAGUCGAAUCCGACGAAGAUGUCAGUGUUAAAUAUGGAAUUGUUGAUAAGGUUUUGACGAUAGGAAAAACUUCGAGUCCUGUUUUUCAAACUGAUAAUUUAACCAAAGUACCUAAUAUUUUGUUUUAUGAUGUCCCCCAACAUAUUCAAUUAAUGGAAACUUUGUUACAAGAUUUUCAAUUGGGACAACAUUUAUUAUUGGUUGGAAAUCAAGGUGUUGGCAAAAAUAAAAUCGUCGAUCGAUUUUUAGAACUUUUAAAUCGCCCAAGAGAAUAUAUUCAAUUACAUCGGGACACCACAGUUCAAACUUUAACUGUCCAACCAAGCGUUAUUGAUGGUUUAUUAGUCCAUGAGGAUUCACCAUUGGUAAAAGCGGUUAAAUUCGGUCACGUUCUCGUCGUAGAUGAAGCUGAUAAAGCCCCAACUCAUGUAACGUGCAUUUUAAAAACUUUAGUUGAAUCUGGACAGAUGAUUUUAAGUGAUGGCCGAAGAAUUGUUACUUCUUUACCACCAAAUAUUAUUGAUAAAUCGAAAUUUAUCGUAACACAUCCAGAUUUUAGGAUAAUCGUUUUAGCAAAUAGACCUGGAUUUCCAUUCUUAGGAAACGACUUUUUCGGUGCUUUAGGCGACCUAUUUAGUAGUCACGCUGUAGAUAACCCAACGAGAAAAUCAGAAAUUGAUAUGUUACAGCAAUAUGGCCCUAAUGUGCCUCUUGAGACUAUCCAAAGAUUGGUUAAAGUGUUUUCUGAACUAAGAAAUAUGGCCGAUCAAGGAUUAGUUAAUUAUCCAUAUUCUACAAGGGAGGUUGUUAAUAUAGUGAAGCAUUUACAGAAAUUCCCUCACACUGAUAUCGAAGAUGCAAUCUUCAACGUAUUCGAUUUCGAUCGUUACAGCCCUGAAGUAGUAGAAACCGUCGGUGGAGUCCUCCACAAACACGGAUUUACGGACAAAAAUGUUUUUACAGCUGAAUAUUUAGCUUUAAAACGUGCUAAAGAGUAUUUACAAGUUACAAUUGACUCAAAAAGUGGUAAAGAUACUUCAGCGCCUAAACACGGUAAAGAAGAUCCGAAAAAUGACCCGCACGUUGGUGGAAACACCUGGGCUGGAGGUACUGGAGGUCGAGAUACCGCUGGAUUAGGUGGAAAAGGGGGGCCUUAUCGUUUAGAUAAAGGCCACCCAGUUCAUCAACUUUCUGACGAAGAAAAAGCAUCGGUUCCCGAACAUGUUUUACAAGCUGCACGAGAAAUGGGUAGAAAAGCUUUUCAAGAAAAAUUAAAAGAAAUUGGGAUGAGUGGAUAUGAUGCAAGUCUUUAUAAUCAAUUUGCGCAUGCUGUAGCAAGACAAGUACAAAGUUUAAGGGUUAUUUUAGGCACUUUACAAGCUAAAAAUAAAGAAAGACAUUGGACAAGACAUCAAACAUCCGGGGAUUUAGAUGAUAUUAAAUUAAUUGAUGGUUUAUUAGGCGAAAAAAAUGUUUUUAGACGAAGAACUGAACAAAACCCCGAAUUAGGGGCGCCUCAAUUAAAACCAAAAUUCUUUAGAAUUGUUGUUGAUGUCUCAGCGAGUAUGUACAGGUUUAAUUCUUUUGAUGGUCGCUUGGAUCGGACCUUAGAAGCUGUUUUGAUGGUAAUGGAAGCUUUUGAAGGAUUUGAAGACAAAAUACAAUAUGAUAUUUUGGGUCAUUCUGGUGAUGCUGAUCGAAUUGACUUUGUUAAACGAAAAAAUCCACCGAAAAAUAAUAAAGAACGAUUAGAUUUGUUGCGAGUAAUGAUUGCUCACGCCCAAUUUUGCUGGUCUGGUGAUCACACCGUUGAGGCAACUCAAACAGCUAUUGCUGAUUUGGCAAUGGAAGAUGAUUGCGAUGAAGCAAUUACUGUUAUUUUUUCGGAUGCUAACCUUCAAAGGUACGGAAUUUCACCCGCUAAACUUGGAGCUGCAUUAACUUCGCAUGAAAAAGUUAGUUCGUAUAUGAUUUUUAUUGGAAGUCUUGGGAAUCAAGCUCAGAUGAUCUCUGAACAAUUGCCAGCAGGAAGAGCUUUUGUAUGUACAGAUUUAGCUAAUUUACCACAAAUUCUUAAGCAAAUUUUCUCUUCGUCUAUUAUAACAUCUAGUACAUAAUGUAAAUUAAUUAAUAGGCAAUUUAAAACUAUUUAUAAAUACAGAUUUUAUAAUAAUUAUUUUAAUAAA